AUGGUGGACUCGGCUCAAAUUGCUGUAAGCCCCAUGUUUGAUGGGGUGGAGCCUCCGGCGGAGCCUCCAGCGGACUUUGUGGCGGAGCCUCCAGCGGACUUUGGGGCGGAGGGCUGGUCUCAGGACUGCUCAUUGCCGUCCGAGGAGGAGCUAAAACAGGCGGAGCAAAUCCGGAAGGAGUGUGCAGUACAAAUCGGCGGCUUGAAAGACUCGCCCCGCGACGUGGUGGGGGACAUUCGCAUUUCCCGGUUCCUGCGAUUUCAUGGUGGAGAUGUUGACAAGGCGACAAAAAGCUUCGGAGACUUCCUGGCGUGGCGGGAGCGGGAGAAGAUCGAUGAGUUGCGCAAGGACGUCAUCGAUCUCCCACCCAAGCAGUUCAUCAAGUGGCUGGAGUCUGUGAUGUCACCCUUCUCGCCGAUUCUGGUGCCCGGCUUUCACGAGACGGAGGAGGGGCAUUACGUGGUCUUCUUCGCGCCGGGCUACUUCAAGGCCCACGAGUUCGUGCACAAGCGGCCGGAGUGUCAACCUUUAGAGACUGACCUGCUGAUCAUGCGCGUGGCCAUGGAGUAUGUCAUGAAGCAGGUGGAUGACAACUCAUACAAGAAGCAGAAGAUGUGCUACUCGAUCAAGCUGAUUGAUGCUGAGCAUCUCGGCAGAGACAGCCUGCCGAUCUUCGUGCCUCAAUUGAGGAAGCUGGCCCAGGAGAACCUGGGCAAUGCGAUGAACUUUUACUGCGAGCAGGACAUUUUGACAUUGGUGGUGAACGCUCCGUGGACGGUCCGCUUUAUCAUGUCCUUCGUGAGUGCCUUCAUGACUCCGCGCCAGCUCAAUCGCAUCAAGGUUUUCUCCAACACCGUGGCGACGGAGGCCCAAGCGGCGCAAGAGUUCCUUCGAGCCAUUGGGCCUGAGAGCACUUUCCCGAGCUCGCUUGGAGGAGACCGGGCGCCCGAAGAUAUACCCUUCUAUCAGCCCAUGCUCUUUGAGAAUGUAAGAAGGGUGCAGCAGUGGAUGCUGCGCAGAACCCCUGGCAUCACAUGCCCGAAACUUGGCGAGGAGUCCCUGAGCACGGGGCCUCCAGAGUCAGAGUCAGAGAUGCCAGCGGGAACGCCGGAGGAGCCCAUCCACCUCAUGAUCGAGUCACCGCGAGCUAGCCGCCGGAGCUGGUUCUGCGCCUGUGCGGCUGAGUGAGCCGGAAGUUGUUUUUUCAAGAGGGCGGCCGGCGGAGAUGUCAAUGUGCCAAGUUGCUGCAAGCAAACGCGUCUGCACUUCGCCUAGUUGCCCGCGUCACAUGCUCAAAAGCAUGGUAUUCACAGUAUCUUAGCACCGGCCCCAGGGCCGGGCGCAAAAUACAUUGCCAGAUGAACCCGAUUCUCCCGCAAAGGCGGCGACAUACAAAGCUGGGGACCAGUUGGCUUCAGAGCCUUGUCAGCAACAUGUGCUAGUGUGCCGUAAGUGUGCCGUGCACAAGCGACGCGUCCUGUUUCGCCUGGGCAUAGACGGGCGACCUGCAGGUGACCUGCAGCGAAACUGAGAGCCAGACGCUAUCCACUCUUGUGUUUGCAGCCGUGUCAGCAGUGUGUGCUAGUGUGCCGUAAAUGUGCCGUGCACAAGUGACACGUCUUGUCUCGCCUGGGCAUAGACGGGCGACCUGCAGGUGACCUGCAGCGAAACUGAGAGCCAGACGCUAUCCACUCUUGUGUUUGCAGGCAUGUCAGCAGUGUGUGCUAGUGUGCCGUAAGUGUGCCGUGCACAAGUGACACGUCUUGUCUCGCCUGGGCACAGACGUGCGACCUGCCACACAACCUGAUAGCCAGACAC
This is a messenger RNA of Effrenium voratum, 1818 nucleotides long. Lineage: Eukaryota; Dinophyceae; Suessiales; Symbiodiniaceae. The record is from the annotation of a GenBank genome assembly.